Messenger RNA from Nymphaea colorata (pocket water lily), 1365 nucleotides. Its product is annotated as caffeic acid 3-O-methyltransferase-like. Gene Ontology annotation, molecular function: protein dimerization activity; O-methyltransferase activity; S-adenosylmethionine-dependent methyltransferase activity. Gene Ontology annotation, biological process: methylation. NCBI's taxonomy places the organism in Eukaryota, Viridiplantae, Streptophyta, Magnoliopsida, Nymphaeales, Nymphaeaceae. The coding region runs from base 2 to 1264 and encodes 420 amino acids. The record is from RefSeq and is a predicted model, not a curated record. The transcript has 5 exons.
GAUGUCAGGCCUUGUGGGGAGUCAGGUUCAACCUAAAGGCCUUCAGCUUUCAAGAUUGAAAGAAGCCAAAGAGGGUCUCAUACUCGAGCUAUCAUUUGUAGAGGUUUCAGGCGAAGUAGAUACAAGAUCAGAUCAGUGGACAGCCAUGCAUCCGAUCAUGAGCAACAACAAUGGGCUGGACGAGCAAGCAUGCUUGUCAGCAUGGCACUUGGUGAGCGGUUCCGUGCUGCCCAUGGCCCUCAAGGCUGCUAUAGAGAUGGGCCUCUUGGAGGUGAUGGCGAAAGCCCAUCAGCAGGAGGGAAUCCCACUGCUUACAUCGCAUGAGAUAGCAGCCCGAUUGUCUGCCAAGAAUCCAGAAGCACCGACCCUGCUAGAGCGCCUCCUCCGACUACUUGCCAGCCACUCAAUUCUCACCUGCUCCACCACCACCAUUACCAACAACAACCAUGACUGCAAAGCCCAAUGGGGAUAUGGGCUGGGGGAGAAAUCGAGGUUCCUGUUGGGAGACGAGAAUGGAGGUUCCAUGGGUCCCCUGGUUCUCAUGUUGCAAGACAAGGUGUACAUGGAGUCAUGGUAUCACCUCAAAGACGCAGUGCUGGAAGGCGGCAUCCCCUUCAACAGGGCCUACGGCAUGAACAGCUUUGACUACCAUGGAAAGGACCCACGUUUCAGUAAGCUGUUCAACAACGGAAUGCACCAUCACUCGACCAUCAUCAUGAACAAGAUCCUGGAGAUCUACACCGGCUUCCAUGGCCUCCGCACACUGGUGGACGUUGGGGGAGGGACUGGUACCAACUUGGGGCUUAUCACAGCGACGUACCCGCAAAUCAAGGGCUUCAACUUCGACUUACCACAUGUCGUUCAAGAGGCCCCAAAUUUCCCUGGCGUCCAACAUGUUGGAGGUGACAUGUUUGCCAGCGUGCCAUCAGGCGAUGCCAUCUUUAUGAAGUGGAUCCUUCAUGACUGGGAUGAUGAUCAUUGCCUGAAACUGCUAGAGAAUUGUUGGAAGGCACUGCCAGAGAACGGCAAGGUGAUUAUUGCGGAGAUGGUUUUGCCGGAGACUGUAGAUAACAGUUUAAGCACAUCUGCUGUAUUUCAACUUGAUCUCUUGAUGUUGGCACUAAAUCAUGGAGGGAAGGAGAGGACGGAGAAGGAGUUUGAGGGUUUGGCAAAGGUUGCUGGAUUCACAGGGAUCAAGGCCAUAUGUUGCGCUUACAAUUUCUGGGUCAUUGAAUUCUACAAGAACAAAAGCAGCAAUAUUUAACUCUAGUAUAACUAUUUAAGAACCAUUAACGAUUCCAUUUGAAUUUGAACCAGUGUAAUAGAAGGCUUUCGAAUAAAUAUAUGAACUGAAACAGUUUAAAG